Chanos chanos (milkfish) is the source of this 669-nucleotide messenger RNA. It is a transcript of the gene nkx2-9, whose product is annotated as NK2 transcription factor related, locus 9 (Drosophila). Gene Ontology annotation, cellular component: nucleus. Lineage: Eukaryota; Metazoa; Chordata; Actinopteri; Gonorynchiformes; Chanidae. The coding region runs from base 1 to 669 and encodes 222 amino acids. The record is from RefSeq and is a predicted model, not a curated record. Gene Ontology annotation, biological process: regulation of transcription by RNA polymerase II; cell differentiation. The transcript is spliced from 2 exons. Gene Ontology annotation, molecular function: RNA polymerase II cis-regulatory region sequence-specific DNA binding; DNA-binding transcription factor activity, RNA polymerase II-specific.
AUGGCAGUUUCUACAAAGUUCAGUUUCACCGUGAGAAGCAUUUUGGAUUUGCCGGAGAACGAUGAGGAAAGUUUGCCUCACCAUGACUCACUUCACUCCUACGUUUCAUCUUACUCAUCCUGGGUUGACAGCAAUGGGACUCACUGCCUAUCAUCAAAUGAAAGUAGCCAUGAAACCUCACCUGACUCAACCAAGCCAGAAGAGGCCUCCACGGAAACUGAUUGCGAGAAGAAGAAACGUCGCGUGCUCUUCUCGAAGGCCCAGACCUAUGAACUGGAGAGGCGCUUCCGUCAACAACGUUACCUGUCAGCUCCAGAACGUGAGCAGCUGGCCCACCUUCUUAGUCUUACACCCACACAGGUCAAGAUUUGGUUUCAGAAUCACAGAUAUAAAAUGAAGAGGGCAAGAACCGAGGGCAUUCAAGACAUCAGUCAAGACCACUUGUUACGCCGUGUCGUCGUACCAGUCCUUGUCCGGGAUGGCAAACCCUAUCAGACCUGCAUCAUCGACGCGGUCAAGGGAGGUUGUAUGGUCCCCCCAACAGUUCCUUCCUCAUCCUACAGUCUCCAGAGUCUUCAGUCUUUACAGCAUCCAUCAUCAUUUGCGCUUUUCCCCAGAUAUCAGCACUUCACAAAUUCCCUGACGUCAAGACACCACUUACCUUGGUGA